Manihot esculenta (cassava) is the source of this 450-nucleotide messenger RNA. RefSeq lists its product as uncharacterized. The record is from RefSeq and is a predicted model, not a curated record. The transcript is spliced from 2 exons. Bases 1 to 450 code for a protein of 149 amino acids. Lineage: Eukaryota; Viridiplantae; Streptophyta; Magnoliopsida; Malpighiales; Euphorbiaceae.
AUGUGCAUUGACUACCGGGCCCUAAACAAAGUAACAAUAAAAAACAAGUAUCCCAUACCAUUAGUGGAUGAUCUGUUUGAUAAAUUGGGCAAAGCUCAGUGGUUCUCUAAACUGGAUUUACGAGUAUCUUUACAAGAUUACAUUCAACAUCUUAAACUUGUGUUCCAAAUUCUACGUGAAAAUGAGCAGUAUGUAAAGCCAGAAAAAUGCUCAUUUGUCCAACCAGAAGUUAUGUUUCUGGGACACAAGAUUGCUAGUGGCCAACUCAGCAUGGACUCAGCCAAGGAGAAGGCAAUUAUGGAGUGGGAACCACCUAUGAUUGUGUUGCGAUUGCGGUCAUUCCUUAGGUUGGUGAACUACUAUAGAAGAUUCAUCCAAGGGUAUUCCAAGAGGACAACCCUCUUGACUGAUUUGCUGAAGAAAAACAUCACAAGGGAGUGGGAUGAGUGA